UAGUGAGGUAAAACAAUGUCUUGCUGUAACAAAUGUCAAGACUUUUUCUUUACAUUUACUCUAACGAAAAAAAUUCUCAUUCGGGAAAAGUGUGCAGUAUUCAAGAUCAUUUGUCCCAUUGUCAUUCUAGCAUGUGUCAUAGGGUAUGUGUUCUUUUGUGAUAAGGGCUACCAGGACACAGACACAGUCAUCAGCUCAGUGACCACCAAGGUGAAGGGCAUCGCCUUGACCAACACCUCUGACCUGGGCCUGCGCAUCUGGGACGCGGCUGACUACGUCAUCCCCGCUCAGGAGGAGUCUUCUUUUUUUGUGCUGACCAACCUGAUUAUCACACCAAACCAAACACAGUCGUGCUGCGCUGAGAACCCAGGACCCAGAUCCUCAUGCUCGACUGAUCAGGACUGUGAGAAGGGACUUGUCAACAAGCACAAAACUGGUAUGCAGACGGGCAGGUGUAUCCAGUUUUCGGCAUCAGAGAAGACGUGUGAGGUGCUCGCCUGGUGCCCUCUGGAAAAAGAGGCCAAUCCACCUGAUCCUCCAUUGCUGGCAGAAGCAGAAAAGUUCACAGUGCUGAUAAAGAAUGGCAUCCACUACCCCAAAUUCCACUUCAGGAAACGGAACAUCCUGCCCCAUGUGAACAGCUCCUACCUGUCGCAGUGUGUGUUCAACCGCACGACGGAUCCUGACUGCCCCAUCUUCAGACUCGGGGACAUUGCCUCUGAGGCGGGAGAGGACUUCCAGACCAUGGCAGUCCAUGGUGGGGUGAUGGGGGUGCAGAUCCGCUGGGACUGUGAUCUAGAUUGGCCUGAGAGCUGGUGCGUGCCCACCUACACCUUCCGUCGCCUCGACAACAAGGACCUGAAGAACAACGUUACCACUGGAUACAACUUCAGAUUUGCAAAAUAUUACAAAAAUGAAAGAGGUCAAGAGAGCAGAACUUUAUUCAAAGGUUACGGCAUCCGCUUUGACAUCAAGGUGUUCGGAACAGGAAGAAAAUCCUCCGCUCUGCCGAUUCUGCUCAACCUAGGAGCUAGUUUGGGUCUGCUGGGAACAGCGACUGUAUUGUGUGGUUUUUUAAUAUCGUGUUAUAUAAAAAAAUGCAAAGGCAAGAUCUAUGAAGAGAUCACAUAUGCACAGUUUGUAGGUGACCAGACAGAGGGAUUGGAAAAUCAACAUUAAUUUAAGUUUUGAACAGUUCUGGACACACAGCUAAUAUAUAAUCACGGCUAAUGAAGGACCCCAAGCCUAACCCUAACGUCCUGUUUCUCUGAAACCUUGUGGACUUCACAAGAAUUUG
Messenger RNA from Electrophorus electricus (electric eel), 1297 nucleotides. Its product is annotated as P2X purinoceptor 4a. Gene Ontology annotation, cellular component: plasma membrane. Gene Ontology annotation, biological process: calcium ion transmembrane transport; response to ATP. Gene Ontology annotation, molecular function: purinergic nucleotide receptor activity; extracellularly ATP-gated monoatomic cation channel activity. NCBI's taxonomy places the organism in Eukaryota, Metazoa, Chordata, Actinopteri, Gymnotiformes, Gymnotidae. The record is from RefSeq and is a predicted model, not a curated record.